CGGCACCGACUCUCCCUUGUCGGGGCUUCCGGCUAUCCUGUGGAGCUGAUCCACAGCCUCAGGCUCCGGGACCUGGCGCUGGUGGCGGCGGAAUCGCGUUCGUGACGUGCCCGGCGCGCGCGUGACGCCAUCAGUCAUCGCCGCGAGCGUCCGCAGGCGCUGCGACUGCCUGCGCUGCGAGAAUCCCUCGGAGAUGCUGCGGUUGUUCCAGGCCGCUUCCCGGGCCUGGCUUCGACCCUCUGGCUCCCGGGUCGCCAGCUCUCUAGCGGAAGGCGCGGUGAGGCCGACCGAGAUUUCCGAGCCGCAAGAUAGCGCGGGUCUCCAAGAUCCUGUUUUGCGCAAGUGCGAGCUUCGGAUCCCGGCGCACCUGCGCCCGGUGCAAGCCUGGGUCGAGUCUCUCCGAGGAUUCGAGCAGGAGCGCAUCGGCCUGGCGGAGCUGCACCCCGACGUGUUUGCAACGGCGCCCCGGCUGGACAUUCUGCACCAGGUUGCCAUCUGGCAGAGGAACUUCAGGAGAAUCAGCUAUGCUAAGACCAAGACCAGGGCUGAGGUGAGGGGUGGUGGCCGCAAGCCCUGGCAACAGAAAGGCACUGGCCGUGCCCGGCAUGGCAGCAUCCGUUCUCCCUUAUGGCGAGGGGGAGGUGUAGCCCAUGGUCCCCGGGGCCCUACAAGUUACUACUACAUGUUGCCCAUGAAAGUGCGGGCUCUGGGCCUCAAGGUGGCCUUGACUGUCAAGCUCAUGCAGGAUGAUCUACACAUUGUGGAUUCACUGGAGCUACCCACUGCAGACCCCCAGUACCUGACAGAGUUGGCUCAAUACCGCCACUGGGGGAGUUCCGUGCUCCUUGUAGACUUAAUACAUGAAGAGAUGCCCAAGAACGUCGUGGCAGCCACUGCAGGGCUCAAAAGCUUCAACUUGAUCCCCGCAGUUGGCCUGAAUGUGUACAGCAUGCUCAAACACCAGACUCUGGUCCUCACCCUGCCUUCUGUCAACUUCCUGGAGGACAAGCUACUCUGGCAGGAUUCAAGAUACACAGCACUCUACCCCUUCCGCUUGCCCUACAGUGACUUCCCCUAACCCUGUCCGGUCACCUAGGGGCCUGCCUCACUUGGGGGCAGGUCAACACCCUAGCCAUCCUUCGAAAAACGGCAGUUUCUUGGAAGCUAUUGGACCUUGUUGCCAGGAGGGGACAACUGCACAGAGCCAAGAUGAGUGCCUGCAUGGGAUCUCUCUUGUCACAUAAAAAAUAAACCCUAUUUUUCACAAGACUUGGAAAUGGAGCUGGUCACUGCUGUGGGAUCCUGUCAGCUCUUAGGCUGUUCAUCCAGUGUGGGGUAUUCCUGAUGCCUCUCUUCUAGGGCCCACAACCUGCUUUGCUACAGACUGCCAGGAGGGAUUCGCCCUCCUGAAGCCCAUGUUGGAGCUUGCAUAGGUGCCAAGCCAGCAGCCUGUCCUCUCACCUCUAGGAGGGCCUGCCACCUGGAUGCCAGGCAGGCUUGCUUACAGCUUCCUUCAGAGUCAGAGCCAGUGGCUUGUGUUCUUAUGAUAAAAGAAAUAUAAACCUAUUUAAAGA
Messenger RNA from Mastomys coucha (southern multimammate mouse), 1574 nucleotides. RefSeq names its product mitochondrial ribosomal protein L4 (gene Mrpl4). The record is from RefSeq and is a predicted model, not a curated record. Gene Ontology annotation, cellular component: ribosome. The transcript is spliced from 9 exons. Gene Ontology annotation, molecular function: structural constituent of ribosome. Lineage: Eukaryota; Metazoa; Chordata; Mammalia; Rodentia; Muridae. Gene Ontology annotation, biological process: translation. The coding region runs from base 194 to 1078 and encodes 294 amino acids.